Messenger RNA from Nannospalax galili (Upper Galilee mountains blind mole rat), 16633 nucleotides. It is a transcript of the gene Ahnak2, whose product is annotated as AHNAK nucleoprotein 2. Gene Ontology annotation, cellular component: costamere; cytoplasm; nucleus. Bases 115 to 16473 code for a protein of 5452 amino acids. The transcript is spliced from 8 exons. Lineage: Eukaryota; Metazoa; Chordata; Mammalia; Rodentia; Spalacidae. The record is from RefSeq and is a predicted model, not a curated record. Gene Ontology annotation, biological process: regulation of RNA splicing. Gene Ontology annotation, molecular function: protein binding.
GCGGCACCGGGCGGCCAGACCUCCCUGGGGUCGAGCCCUCCUGCUGGUGCACCACCUCCAGGCCCGCGACUGGACGCUCAGGGUCGCCGCCGGCCCGCACCGCCAGCCGCCGGGAUGUGCGACUGCUUCCACGUGGUGCUGCCCACCUGGCCUGGAGCCCCCGGCAGCGUGUCUGGUCGACAGCUGCAGCCGCAGGAACCGGAGGCCGAGACUGAAGAGGACUUCUCUGUGACUGAAGGGCCUGUGGAGGAGAUCAUUCGACCAAGGCCACAGGGAUCAUCGCCUGUCUACGAAUGCAAGGCUGAGGGUGCCGGCUUUGGAGCCCAGGAAGACAACCCAGGCAGGCGCGGUUCCUCUGGGAGACGAAGAUCCUGGUGGAAACGGCAUUCAGGGGAUUCCACAGCUUUCUCCAACAUGAGCCGUCCAGAGUCUGUGCAGGAGGCAACGGAGGUGACACUGAAGACUGAGGUGGAGGCAGGAGCCAGUGGCUACAGUGUCACAGGUGGAGACAAGGGGAUCUUUGUCAAGCAAGUGCUGAAGGACUCCUCGGCCGCAAAGCUGUUCAGCCUGAGAGAAGGAGACCAGCUGAUCAGUGCAACCAUAUUCUUUGACCACAUGAAAUAUGAAGAUGCUCUCAAAAUCCUUCAGUACUCAGAGCCAUACAAAGUUCAGUUCGAAAUCAAACGGAAGCUCCCUGCCAGCGAGGAAGAAUGGGCCAUCCAUCAUCCUCAGCAAGGCCCAAAGGGCCAGGAGAAGCAGGACAAGGAUGAUGCUGAUGGGUGCAUGGAGACCCCCACAAAGACUCUAGAGGCAGAUGGAGACCAAGAGAGGCUUAUUUCUCAGCCCAUGGAGAGUCGUGGGAGAAGGCCCCAGGAAAGACUCUCUUGGCCAAAAUUUCAGUCCAUAAGGAGCAAGCAGGGACUGGGCCCCCGACGAUCACACAGUUCCUCAGAGGCCUCAGAGCACAGGCAUGGGCCUUAUAUGUCCCCCACAAGCACAGACACAGAGGCCCAGCUGCCACCUGAGAGUCAGAAGCAGAAGAAGGAAGGGUCAGGCAGCCGAAGAAGAAAGUUUCUGAACUUGAGAUUUGGGAUGGCCUCAGGGCAGGGCCAGAUUGCAACUAGACUAACAGGCACAGAGUCUCAGGGAAAACCAGGUCCUGCAGAGGUGCUCGAGGACUCACAGCCCAGAGAGGUUAAGUCAGAGAGCACAGAGGUGGCAAUCAGGACCAGGAGAAAGGAUACGCCACAGACUCCAGGACUCAUGACCAUGCAGGUGACCACACAGGACUCCAGCCACACAAACCUUGGUAAAGGAACCCCUGGAGAAGUGACAGUCAGGACAGACAGGCGCCAAAGGAAGACAAAGGAAUUGAAGAAGCAGGAGACUGAGAAGGUGGUCAGCCAGUCCAGAGCAGAGGCAGACGCAGGAGCAACCUGGGAGGACGAAUGGGAGGAAGUCCACUGUCUGGAAAUUGGGAUUGCAAAAUUGUCUCUGAGAGACAAACCGGAGCAGGACAGCACACAGGUCUCAGUAAACGUCUUGAAGACAACAGACAUUGGAUUUGAUGAGGAAAAGAUGACACACAUUCGAACAGAGGCCAAAGACGAUGGAAAAAAGAAAAAGGAACAGGGAUAUACAAUUGAAGAGGAAGGGACAGAAACGCAGGAACAAGGACAAUCAUGCCACUCAGCAAAAGAACAAACACCACCUGACAAAAAAGAGAGGAAAGGGAGACGGGAGGAGGGAAAGAAAAUGGAAGACGAAGAAGAGGAGAAAGAGAGAGGACAGGCCAGGGUAAAGAUACCCAGAUUCAAAAUGCCAAACUUUGGAUGGUCCCCAACUAAAGAAGUCAAAACACGAGGAAAAAAUGAAACAAAAGGAAUAGAAAAAGGAACAGAAGAUGGAGAAAAAGAAAACGCAGAAAAAAUAGCAAUACAGGUGGAUGGAAAGAAACUGGAGGAGAGAGGGGAAGAAUCAUCAGACAGAGGAGGGAACAGGACAGAGCCCAGAGACAUAGUAAACACAGACCAGAACAUAACUGAAGGUCAUGUUGAACUGGACAACAAGGACAGCAAAUUCAGCUUCUCAGCACCUGGAAAGACCAUCAAGGACUCACUGGAGGUGGUGGCAGCAAAGCCACAAACAGACACGGCCCUGCCCUGCAUCCAGGGUGACCUGAAGACCGCUGAUGUCAACAUUCAUCUGCCCUCCACUGACCUGGAGGGAAAGACCCGCCAGGUGGAUAUCAAGCUGCCGGUGGGCCAGCUGCCCGAGGGAGAGGUGGCCGCAAACGCAACCGUGGAAGCUGGCCUGAAGGAUAACCUACCCAAGGUGCAGAUGGCCAGCCUAAAGAUGCCCAAAGUGGACCUCAAGGGACCCCAAGUGGACCUGAAGGGCCCCAAAGCCGAGGUGACCGCACCUGAGGUGGAGAUGUCUCUGACUGGAGUGGAGGUGGAUUUCAAGGCCCCCGGUGCCAAGCUGGAGGCGGACCUGGCCCUGGCCGACAGGGACACUGUGGCCACCAAAGAGAGCAAGUUCAAGAUGCCCAAGUUCAAGAUGCCCUCCUUUGGCAUGUCGGCGCCUGGGAAGACAAUCGAAGCCUCGCUGGAGGUCUUGGUACCGAAGCCGGGGGCAGACGUGGCUCUGCCCUCCAUCCAGGGUGACCUGAAGACCCCUGACGUCAGCAUUCAGCUGCCCUCCUCCGACCUGGAGGUGGGUGUCAAGCUGCCCGAGGGAGAGCUGCCCGCACCCGCGGCCAUGGAAGCCGGCCUGAAGGAUCACCUACCCAAGGUGCAGAUGCCCAGCCUAAAGAUGCCCAAAGGGGACCUCAGGGGUCUCCAAGUGGACCUGAAGGGUCCCAAAGCCGAGAUGACCACGCCUGAGGUGGAGAUGUCUCUUCCCGGAGUGGAGGUGGACAUCCAGGAACCUGGUGCCAAGCUGGAGGGGGACCUGGCCCUGGCCGACAGGGACACCGUGGCCACCAAAGACAGCAAGUUCAAGAUACCCAAGUUCAAGAUGCCAUCAUUCAGCAUGCUGGGGCCCGGGAAGGCCACCGAGGCCUCACUGGAGGUGAUGGCGCCAAAGGCGGAGUCCGACGUGGACGUUCCCUCCAUCCAGAGCGACCUGAAGACCCCUGACAUCAGCAUUCAGCUGACCUCCGCCGACCUGGAGGGCAAGGCCAGCCUGGUGGACGACAAACUGCCUGAGGGCCAGCUGCCCGAAGGUGAGCUACCAGCUCCCGCUGCCGUGGGAUGUGGCCUGAAGGGGCACCUGCCCAAGGUGCAGAUGCCCAGGGUCAGGAUGCCCAAAGUGGACUUCAAGGGCCCCCAGGUGGACCUGAAGGGUGCCAAGGUGGACUUGAAAGACCCCAAGGCCGAGGUGACCACGACAGAGAUCGAGAUGCCCCUGCCCGGCGUGGAGGUGGACAUCCAGGCCCCUGGUACAAAGCUGGAGCAGGACCAGGCCUUGACUGAGAAGGAUGCUGUGGCCUCCAAAGACAGCAGGUUCAAGAUGCCCAAGUUCAAGAUGCCCUCCUUUGGCGAGUCGGCGACUGGGAAGACCAUCGAAGCCUCGCUGGAGGUCUCGGCACCGAAGCCGGGGGCGGACGUGGCCCUGCCCUCCAUCCAGGGUGACCUGAAGACCCCUGACGUCAGCAUUCAGCUGCCCUCUGCAGACCUGGAGGUGGGCAUCAAGCUGACGGAGGGCCAGCUGCCCGAGAGACAGCUGCCCACACCUGCAGCUAUGGAAGCCGGCCUGAAGGAUCACCUACCCAAGGUGCAGAUGCCCAGCGUCAGGAUGCCCAAAGUGGACCUCAAGGGCCCCAAAGCUGAGGUGACCGCGCCUGACGUGGAGAUGUCUCUGCCCGGAGUCGAUGUGGACAUCCAGGCCCCCGGUGCCAAGUUGGAGGCGGAUCUGACCCUGGCCAACAAUGAUGCCUCGUCCAACAAAGACAGCAGGUUCAAGAUGCCCAAGUUCAAGAUGCCCUCCUUCGGUGUGUCAGCGCCCGGGAAGACCAUUGAAGCCUCACUGGAAGUCUCGGAACCGAAGCCGGGGGCAGACAUGGCACUGCCCUCCAUCCAGGGAGACCUGAAGACCCCUGAUGUCAGCAAUCAGCUGACCUCCGCCAACCUGGAGGGCAAGGCCGGCCAGAUGGAUGUCAAACUGCCGGAGGGCCAGCUGCCCGAGGGUGAGCUACCGGAUCCUGCUCCCGCGGGACCCAGCCUGAAGGGCCACCUGCCCAAGGUGUUAAUGCCCAGCCUCAAGAUGCCCAAAGUGGACCUCAAGGGCCCCCGGGUGGACCUGAAGUGCGCCAAAGUGGACGUGAAGGGCCCCAAGGCCGAGGUGACUGUGCCUGAGAUGGAACUGUCCCUGCCCAGGUCGGAGGUGGAAAUCCAGGCCCCCAGUGCCAAGCUGGAAGGGGACCUGGCGCUGGCCGACAAUGAAGCCUUGUCCACCAAAAACAGCAAGUUCAAGAUGUCCAAGUUCAAGAUGCCCUCCUUCGGCAUGUUGGCUCCCGGGACAACCAUCGAAGCCUCGCUGGAGGUCUUAGCACCGAAGCCGGGUACGGACGUGGUGCUGCCCUCCGUCCAAGUCGACCUGAAGACCCCUGACUUCAGCAUUCAGCUGCCCUCCGCCGACCUGGAGGGCAAGGCUGGCAAGGUGGAUGUCAAACUGCCAGAGGGCCAGCUGCCCGAGGGUGAGCUACCAGUUCCCACUGCCACAGGACCUGGCCUGAAUGGGCACCUGCCCAAGGUGCAGAUGCCCAGCGUCAGGAUGCCCAAAGUGGACCUCAAGGCCACCCAGGUGGACCUAAAGGGCUCCAAGGUGGACCUCAAAGGCCGCAAGGCCGAGGUGACUGCGACAGAGUUCGAGGUGGCCCUGCCCGGUGUGGAGGUAGACAUCCAGGCCCCUGGUGCAAAGCUGGUGCGGGACGAGGACUUGGCUGAGAAGGCCGCCGUGGCUGCCAAAGACAGCAAGUUCAAGAUGCCCAAGUUCGAGAUGCCCUCAUUCAGCGUGUCGGCGCCCAGGAAGACCAUCAAGGCCUCGCUGGAGGUCUCAGCACUGAAGCCGGGGGCGGACAUGGCCCUGCCCUCCAUACAGGGUCACCUGAAGACCCCUGACAUCAGCAUUCAGCUGCCCUCCGCCGACCUGGAGGUGGGCGUCAAGCUUCCGGAGGGCCAGCUGCCCACACCCACAGCUGUGGAAGCCGGCCUGAAGGAUCACCUACCCAAGGUGCAGAUGGCCAGCCUAAAGAUGACCAAAGUGGACCUAAAGAGCCCCCAAGUGGACCUGAAGGGUCGGAAAGCCGAGGUGACUGCGCCCGAGAUGGAGAUGUCUCUGCCUGGACUGGAGGCAGACAUCCAGGCCCCCAGUGCCAAACUGGAGGCGGACCUGGCCCUGGCCGACAGGGACGAUGUGGCCACCAAAGACAGCAAGCUCAAGAUCCCCAAGUUCAAGAUGCCAUCAUUCAGCGUGUCGGUGCCCAGGAAGAACCUCGAAGCCUCGCUGGCGGUCUCGGCACCAAAGCCGGAGGCAGACGUGGGCCAUCCCUCCAUCCAGGGUGACAUGAAGACCCCUGACAUCAGCGUUCAGUUGCCCUCCACCGAGCUGGAGGGCAAGGCCAGCCAGGUGGACGUCAGGCUGCCGGAGGGAGAGCUGCCCGCACCCGAUGCGGCGGGACCCGGCCUGAAGGGGCACUUGCCCAAGGUGCAGAUGCCCAGCCUCAAGAUGCCCAAAGUGGACCUCAAGGGCCCCCAAGUGGCCCUGAAGGGCGCCAAGGUGGACGUGAAGGGCCCCAAGGCCGAGGUGACCACGCCCAAGAUGGAGCUGACCCUGCCCGGUGCAGAAGUGGAAAUCCAGGCCCCUGGUGCCAAGCUGGAAGGGGACCCAGCGCUGGCUGACAACGACAACUUGGCCACCAAAGACAGCAAGUUCAAGAUGCCCAAGUUCAAGAUGCCCUCCUUUGGUGUGUCAGCGCCCGGGAAGACCAUCGAAGCCUCACUGGAGGUCUUGGCACCAAAGCCGGGGGCGGACGUGGCCCUGCCCUCCAUCCAGGGUGACCUGAAGACCCCUGAUGUCAGCAUUCAGCUGCCCUCCGCUGACCUGGAGGUGGGCGUCAACCUGCCCAAGGGAGAGAUGCGUGCACCCGUGGCCAUGGAAGCCGGCCUGAAGGAUCACCUACCCAAGGUGCAGAUGCCUAGCCUAAGGAUGCCCAAAGUGGACUUCAAGGGACCCCAAGUGGACCUGAAGGCCCCCAAAGCUGAGGUGACCACACCCGAGGUGGAGAUGUGUCUGUCGGAAGUGGAGGUGGACAUCCAGGCCCCCAGUGCCAAGAUGGAGGGGGACCUGGCCCUGGCCGACAGGGACACCGUGGCCACCAAAGACAGCAAGUUCAAGAUGCCCAAGUUCAAGAUGUCCUCAUUCGGCAUGCCGGGGCCCACGAAGGCCACCGAGGCAUCACUGGAGGUGACUGUGCCAAAGCCAAAGUCCGACGUGGACGUUCCCUCCAUCCAGAGCGACCUGAAGACCCCUGACAUCAGCAUUCAGCUGACCUCCUCCAUCCUGGAGGGCAAGGCCGGCCAGGUGGAUGUCAAACUGCCUGAGGGCCAGCUGACCGAGGGUGAGCUACCAGCUCCAGAUGGCGUGGAACGCGGCCUGAAGGGGCACCUGCCCAAGGUGCAGACACCCAGUUUCAGGAUGCCCAAAGUGGACUUCAAGGGCUCCCAUGUAGACCUGAAGGGUGCCAAGGUGGAUGUGAAAGGCCCCAAGGCCGAGGUGACCACAACAGAAAUCGAGGUGCCCCUGCCCGGCGUGGAGGUAGACAUCCAGGCCCCCGGUGCAAAGCUGGUGCGGGACCAGGCCUUGGCUGAGAAGGACACCGUGGCUGCCAAAGACAGCAGGCUCAAGAUGCCCAAGUUCAAGAUGCCCUCCUUCGGCGUGUCAGCGCCUGGGAAGACCAUCGAGGCCUCACUGGAGGUCUCGGUACCAAAGCUGGGGGUGGACAUGGCCCUGCCCUCCAUCCAGGGUGACCUGAAAACCUCUGAUGUCAGCAUUCAGCUGACAUCCACUGACCUGGAUGUGGGUGUCAAGCUGCCGGAGGGCCAGCUGCCCAAGGGUGAGCUACCAGAUCCCGCUGCCGCGGGACCCGGCCUGAAGGGGCACCUGCCCAAGGUGGAGAUGCCCAGCCUCAAGAUGCCCAAAGUGGACCUCAAGGGCCCCCAGGUGGACCUGAAGGGCGCCAAGGUGGACGUGAAGGGCCCGAAGGCCGAGGUGACGGCACCUGAGAUGGAGCUUUCCCUGCCAGGCACGGAAGUGGAAAUCCAGGUCCCCGGUGCCAAACUGAAAGGGGACCCGGCGCUGGCCGAGAAUGACGCCUUGGCAGCCAAAGACAGCAAGUUUAAGAUGCCCAAGUUCAAGAUGCCCUCCUUCGGCGUGUCGGUGCCCGGGAAGACCAUCGAAGCCUCGCUUGAUGUCUCGGCACCAAAGCCGGGGUUGGACGUGGCCCUGCCCUCCAUCCAGGGUGACCUGAAGACCCCUGACAUCAGCAUUCAGCUGCCCUCCGCCGACCUGGAGGUGGGCGUCAAGCUUCCGGAGGGCCAGCUGCCCACACCCACAGCUGUGGAAGCCGGCCUGAAGGAUCACCUACCCAAGGUGCAGAUGGCCAGCCUAAAGAUGACCAAAGUGGACCUAAAGAGCCCCCAAGUGGACCUGAAGGGUCGGAAAGCCGAGGUGACUGCGCCCGAGAUGGAGAUGUCUCUGCCUGGACUGGAGGCAGACAUCCAGGCCCCCAGUGCCAAACUGGAGGCGGACCUGGCCCUGGCCGACAGGGACGAUGUGGCCACCAAAGACAGCAAGCUCAAGAUCCCCAAGUUCAAGAUGCCAUCAUUCAGCGUGUCGGUGCCCAGGAAGAACCUCGAAGCCUCGCUGGCGGUCUCGGCACCAAAGCCGGAGGCAGACGUGGGCCAUCCCUCCAUCCAGGGUGACAUGAAGACCCCUGACAUCAGCGUUCAGUUGCCCUCCACCGAGCUGGAGGGCAAGGCCAGCCAGGUGGACGUCAGGCUGCCGGAGGGAGAGCUGCCCGCACCCGAUGCGGCGGGACCCGGCCUGAAGGGGCACUUGCCCAAGGUGCAGAUGCCCAGCCUCAAGAUGCCCAAAGUGGACCUCAAGGGCCCCCAGGUGGACCUGAAGGGAGCCAAGGUGGAUGUGAAGGGUCCCAAGGCCGAGGUGACCGCGCCUGAGAUGGAACUGUCCCUGCCCAGGGCGGAAGUUGAAAUCCAGGUCCCCGGUGCCAAGCCAGAAUGGGACCUGGCGCUGGCCGACAACAACGCCUUAUCCGCCAAAGACAGCAAGUUCAAGAUGCCCAAGUUCAAGAUGCAAUCCUUCCACGUGUCGGCGCCCGGGACGACCAUCGAAGCCUCGCUAGAGGUCUCGGCUCCGAAGCCGGGGGUGGACGUGGCACUGCCCUCUGUCCAGGUCGACCUGAAGACCCCUGACCUCAGCAUUCAGCUGCCCUCUGCCGACCUGGAGAGCAAAGCCGGCCAGGUAGAUGUCAAACUGCCGGAGGGUCAGCUGCCCGAGGGUGAGCUGCCAGCUCCCGCUACCGCGGGACCCGACCUGAAAGGGGACCUGCCCAAGGUGCAGAUGCCCAAUGUCAGGAUGCCCAAAGUGGACCUCAAGUGCCCCCGUGAGGACCUGAAGGGCGCCAAGGUGGACCUGAAAGGCCCCAAGGCCAAGGUGACCAUGACAGAGCUCGAGGUGACCGUGCCCAGCGUGGAGGUGGAUAUCCAGGGCCCCGGUGCAAAGCUGGUGCGGGACCAGGCCUUGGCCGAGAAGGACGCCGUGGCCGCCAAAGACAGCAAGUUCAAAAUGCCUAAGUUCAAGAUGCCCUCAUUCGGUGUGUCGGCGCCCGGGAAGACCAUCGAAGCCUCGCUGGAGGUGUCGGCUCAGAAGGCGGGGGCGGACGUGGUGCUGCCCUCCAUCGAGGGUGACCUGAAGACCCCUGACCUCAGCAUUCAGCUGCCCUCUGCUGACCUGGACGGCAAGGCUGGCCAGGUGGAUGUCAAACUGCCAGAGGGCCAGUUGCCCACACCCCCGGCUGUGGAAGCUGGCCUGAAGGAUCACCCACCCAAGGUGCUGAAGCCCAGCCUCAAGAUGCCCAAAGUGGACCUCAAGGGACCCCAAGUGGACCUGAAGGGCCCCAAAGCUGAGGUGACCACACCCAUGGUGGAGAUGUCUCUGCCCGGAGUGGAGCCGGACAUCCAGGCCCCCGGUGCCAAGCUGGAGGCGGACCUGGCCCUGGCCGACAGGGACACUGUGGCCGCCAAAGACAACAAGUUCAAGAUGCCCAAGUUCAAGAUGCCCUCCUUCGUGGACCUCAAGGGCCCCCAGGUGGACCUGAAGGGCGCCAAGGUGGACGUGAAGGGCCCGAAGGCCGAGGUGACGGCACCUGAGAUGGAGCUUUCCCUGCCAGGCACGGAAGUGGAAAUCCAGGUCCCCGGUGCCAAACUGAAAGGGGACCCGGCGCUGGCCGAGAAUGACGCCUUGGCAGCCAAAGACAGCAAGUUUAAGAUGCCCAAGUUCAAGAUGCCCUCCUUCGGCGUGUCGGUGCCCGGGAAGACCAUCGAAGCCUCGCUUGAUGUCUCGGCACCAAAGCCGGGGUUGGACGUGGCCCUGCCCUCCAUCCAGGGUGACCUGAAGACCCCUGACAUCAGCAUUCAGCUGACCUCUGCCGACCUGGAUGUGGGCGUCAAGCUGCCGGAGGGCCAACUGCCCGAGGGUGAGCUACUGGAUCCCGCUGCCGCAGGACCCAGCCUGAAGGGGCACCUGCCCAAGGUGCAGAUGCCCAGCCUCAAGGUGGCCAAAGUGGACCUCAAGGGCCCCCAGGAGGACCUGAAGGGCGCCAAGGUGGACCUGAAGGGCCCCAAGGCUGAGGUGACUGCGCCUAAGAUGGAGCUGUCCGUGCCCGGCGCGGAGGUUGAAAUCCAGGCCCCCAGUGCCAGACUGGAAGGGGACCUGUCGCUGGCCGACAAUGAUGCGUUGUCCACCAAAGACAGCAAGUUCAAGAUGCCCAAGUUCAAGAUGCCCUCCUUCGGCGUGUCGGCGCCGGGGAAGACCAUCGAAGCCUCGCUGGAAGUCUCGGCACCGAAGCCGGGGGUGGACGUGGCACUGCCCUCCAUCCAGGGCGACCUGAAGACCCCUGACGUCAGCAUUCAGCUGCCCUCUGCUGACCUGGAGUUGGGCGUCAAGCUGCCAGAGGGCCAGCUGCCCGCACCUGCGCCCAUGGAAGCCAGCCUGCAGGAUCACCUACCCAUGGUGCAGAUGCCAAGCCUAAAGAUGCCCAAAGUGGACCUCAAGGGUCUCCAAGUGGACCUGAAGGGUCCCAAAGCCGAGGUGACUGUGCCCGAGGUGGAGAUGUCUCUGCCCGGAGUGGAGGAGGAUAUCCAGGCUCCCGGUGCCAAGCUGGAGGUGGACCUGGUCCUGGUCGACAGGGACGCCGUGGCCGCCAAAGACAGCAGGUUCAAGAUGCCCAAGUUCAAGAUGCCCUCCUUUGGCAUGUCGGCGCCCAGGAAGACCAUCGAAGCCUCGCUGGCGGUCUCGGCAACAAAGCCAGAGGUGGAUGUGGCCCUGCCCUCCAUCCAGGGUGACGUGAAGACCCCUGACAUCAGCGUUCAGUUGCCCUCCACCGAGCUGGAGGGCAAGGCCAGCCAGGUGGACGUCAGGCUGCCGGAGGGAGAGCUGCCCGCACCCGAUGCGGCGGGACCCGGCCUGAAGGGGCACUUGCCCAAGGUGCAGAUGCCCAGCCUCAAGAUGCCCAAAGUGGACCUCAAGGGCCCCCAGGUGGACCUGAAGGGCGCCAAGGUGGAUGUGAAGGGCCCCAAGGCCGAGGUGACCACGCCCGAGAUGGAGCUGUCCCUGCCCGGUGUGGAGGUGAAAAUCCCCGCCCCGCCCAAGGUGCUGAAGCCCAGCCUAAAGAUGCCCAAAGUGGACCUCAAGGGCCCCCAGGUGGACCUGAAGGGCGCCAAGGUGGACGUGAAGGGCCCCAAGGCCGAGGUGACCGCGCCCGAGAUGGAGCUGUCCCUGCCCGGUGUGGAGGUGAAAAUCCCUGCCCCCGGUGCCAAGCUGGAAGGGGACCUGGCGCUGGCCGACAACGACGCCUUGGCCACCAAAGAUAGCAAGUUCAAGAUGCCCAAGUUCAAGAUGCCUUCAUUCAGCAUGCCGGCGCCCGGGAAGGCCACUGAGGCCUCGUUGGAGGUGACGGCACCAAAGCCGGAUUCGGAUGUGGACGUUCCCUCCAUCCAGAGCGACCUGAAGACCCCUGACUUCAGCAUUCAGCUGACCUCCGCCGACCUGGAGGGCAAGGCCGGCCAAGUGGGCAUCAAACUGCCAGAGGGCCAGCUGCCCGAGGGUGAGCUACCAGCUCCCACUGCCACUGGACCCGUCCUGAAGGGGCACCUGCCGAAGUUGCAGAUGCCCAGCGUCAGGAUGCCCAAAGUGGACCUCAAGGGCCCCCGUGAGGACCUGAAGGGCGCCAAGGUGGACCUGAAAGGCCCCAAGGCCAAGGUGACCAUGACAGAGCUCGAGGUGACCGUGCCCAGCGUGGAGGUGGAUAUCCAGGGCCCCGGUGCAAAGCUGGUGCGGGACCAGGCCUUGGCCGAGAAGGACACUGUGGCCGUCAAAGACAGCAAGUUCAAGAUGCCCAAGUUCAAGAUGCCCUCCUUCGGCGUGUCGGUGCCCGGGAAGACCAUCGAAGCCUCGCUUGAUGUCUCGGCACCAAAGCCGGGGUUGGACGUGGCCCUGCCCUCCAUCCAGGGUGACCUGAAGACCCCUGACGUCAGCAUUCAGCUGCCUUCCGCCAACCUGGAGGUGGGCAUCAAGCUGCCAGAGGGCCAGCUGCCCAAGGGAGAGCUGCCCGCACCCGCGGCCAUGGAAGCCGGCCUGAAGGAUCACCUACCCAAGGUGCUGAAGCCCAGCCUAAAGAUGCCCAAAGUGGACCUCAAGGGCCCCCAAGUGGCCCUGAAGGGCGCCAAGGUGGACGUGAAGGGCCCCAAGGCCGAGGUGACCACGCCCAAGAUGGAGCUGACCCUGCCCGGUGCAGAAGUGGAAAUCCAGGCCCCUGGUGCCAAGCUGGAAGGGGACCCAGCGCUGGCUGACAACGACAACUUGGCCACCAAAGACAGCAAGUUCAAGAUGCCCAAGUUUAAGAUGCCCUCCUUUGGCGUGUCGGCGCCCGUGAAGACCAUCGAGGCCUCACUGGAGGUCUCGGCAACGAAGCCAGGGGCGGAUGUGGCCCUGCCCUCCAUCCAGGGUGACCUGAAGACCCCUGACGUCAGCAUUCAGCUGCCCUCCGCCAACCUGGAGGUGGGCAUCAAGCUGCCAGAGGGCCAGCUGCCCAAGGGAGAGCUGCCCGCACCCGCGGCCAUGGAAGCCGGCCUGAAGGAUCACCUACCCAAGGUGCAGAUGCCCAGCCUAAAGAUGCCCAAAGUGGACCUCAAGGGCCCCCAAGUGGACCUGAAUGGGCCCAAAUCCGAGGUGACUGCGCCCGAGGUGGAGAUGUCUCUGCCUGGAGUGGAGGUAGCCAUCCAGGCCCCUGGUGCCAAGCUGGAGGCGGACCUGGCCCUUGCCGAGAAGGACACCGUGGGUGCCAAAGACAGCAAGUUCAAGAUGCCCAAGUUCAAGAUGCCCUCCUUCGGCAUGUCAGCGCCCAGGAAGGCCAUCGAAGCCUCGCUGGCGGUCUCGGCACCAAAGCCGGAGGUGGACGUGGCCCAUCCCUCCAUCCAGGGUGACGUAAAGACCCCUGACAUCAGCGUUCAGUUGCCCUCCACCGAGGUCGAGGGCAAGGCCGGCCAGGUGGACGUCAGGCUGCCGGAGGGCCAGCUGCCCGAGGGAGAGCUGCCUGCACCCGAUUCCACAAGAGCUGUCCUGAAGGGGCACCUGCCCAAGGUUCAGAUGCCCAGCCUCAAGAUGCCCAAAGUGGACCUCAAGGGCCCCCAGGUGGACCUCAAGUGCGCCAAGGUGGACAUGAAGGGCCCCAAGGCUGAGGUGACCACGCCCGAGAUGGAGCUGUCCCUGCCCGGCGCGGAGGUGGACAUCCAGGCCCCCGGUGCCAAGCUGGAAGGGGACCUGGUGCUGUCCGACAAUGACACCUUGGCCGCCAAAGACAGCAGGUUCAAGAUGCCCAAGUUCAAGAUUCCCUCCUUCGGCGUGUCGGCGCCCGUGAAGACCACUGAGGCCUCGCUGGAGGUGACGGUGCCAAAGCCGGAGUCAGACGUGGCCCUGCCUUUCAUCCAGGGCGACCUGAAGACCCCUGACGUCAGCAUUCAGCUGCCCUCUGCCGACGUGGAGGUGGGUGUUAAGCUGCCAGAAGGCCAGCUGCCCGAGGGAGAGCUGCCCGUACCUGCUGCAGAGGGAGUCGGCCUGAAGGGGCACCUGCCCAAGGCACAGAUGACGAGUCUCAAGAUGCCCAAAGUGGACCUCAAGGGCCCCCACCCUGAGCUUUCAGAAGCUAACGUGGACUUUAAUUCCCCUGAGGGUUUCAGUGUAAGUGGCUCUAUGGACAUUUUCCUGCACAGUCAUUCACCUUUCCCUGGGGCUUCUCAAUCUUUCCUUUCUGAUGUGAGUUUUGUUUCGUCUCAUGGUGAAUCUCGUUCUGAUUUGGUUCCUUCUAUCCUUCCUUCUUUUCAUGCUAGACUAAUGUUUCCGAAAUUUCAUAAACCGAAGUUUAUAUUUCCUGUUCCUUCCUCAUCAGUAUGUAUCCUUCAUCCCCAGGGCAGUGACAAUGGUGUGACCCUUUCCUCUCUUAAUAGUGAACCAACAUUAGACUCUGUUGAUUCUGUAAUAUCAUCCUCUGUCGCCCCACAUUCUCCUGAUAUUGAUGAGUGUUUCCCCCAUUCUACAAUAGCAUCCCCUUCUGAAGGCUCUACCCAUGCAGGAAAGAGCAGUCCCUUCAAAAUGCCCCAGAUCAAGAUACCUCCAUUUUCUCCAUCUCCCAAGAAAGGGACAGAACCUGAUACUGAUUCUGUGUCCCACUCCGAUGAUCCUAUUCCUAGCCUGCGUGUGUGUACCUCUGUCAUGGACAGUGAGCCUGCCUCCUGUGUGUCCCCAUCUGAAGUGCACCAACACACGUCUGGAGACAAGGACUCUGAGAAGGGAAGGAGUCGGAAACCAAGCUUCUCUAUGCCGAGGCUUGCACUACCCAAGAUAAAAACUUCUAAAGGGCAGGCUGGCUUACGACAGGGAGACAUCAAUGCUUCACUCCCUAGUGCCACAGCUGGCGGUGACCUGGUAGUCACACAAACAGCCAUCAGCGAUCACAGUGAUGGCGCCACCGGUCCAAAGGAUGUUACCACAGGAGAAUUCAUGAGCAUCCAGUUACCACAGUCCUCCAUUCCCUCUUCCAAACCCAGUGUCAGAUCCUCUUUCAUGCCAGGUGAAGAGACCCAAUCAAACACUGAGGUUCCAAAGUAUGACCUGGCUGUGGGAGGGGUCAGCAAGGACAGUGUGUUUGGGGGUCUCUCCUCAAUCCAGUACCAUGGGGAGUUGACUUCGCCCAUAGCAGAAGACCCUUUGCAGCUGUCUGUUGGACAAAGAGAUGAUGCCCUCUCUAUGGAAAGUCCAGAGGAGGGCCCCACAGCAAGAGCAAAGCCAGCAGACUCACAUGAAGGCUGGUUCAGAAUGCCCAAGUUCCGUUUGCCUGGCUUCAGGCGCUCCUCCUCUAAGGAACGGGAUGAGGCUGGGGAAGAGGCAAAUACUCAGACACACAUGCCCGUUGCCAGCACGCCGUUAGAGGCAGAAGCAGCAGCAUCAGCCAGUGUGCAACUGUCCCACGAUUCUGGGUCAAAGGUGGAAGCACAUGUCUCAGCAGUGCUCCCCGAGGAUGGGGCCAGUGUGAGGUUCCCAGGGAGCCCAACAUAUGCAGAUAUUGUAAGACGUGAUCUCCAAGGAACAGGCUCCAGGCAGCCCCACCCAACUGUUGGAAUGUCCCAGACGUAUCUGCCCACCCCCGAAUUCAGGACCCUUCUAGCUGCAGACUCCCGUCCUCUUGAGAUGUCUGCUGUGAGACUCUCAGAACCCCAGAUUCCUCCAGAUGGAACAGGCCAGCAGCCUCAGUCUGGGCCUGGAGGACACCACCUUGCUGAAGUAGAGGGCAGAGCAGGGACACAGCCUUCCCAGCCAGAAGGGCCUCUGAAGCUGAGGGUUUCCUGCACUGACAUACGGUCCCAGGUUUCCAUGGUGAGCACGAGACAGCUCUGGGAGGAUUCUGUGCUGACUGUCACGUUCCCCAAACUAAAGGUACCCAGAUUCUCCUUCCCUGCUCCCAGCUCUGAGACCGAUGUGUUUUUCCCUGUAGUGAGGGAGGUGCAGUGUGUGGAGGCCAGCAUUGGCAGCGCCCUGGGUAAGGAUGGCCCAGGGCUCUGGGAAGCCAGCCUCCUGAAGACAGACAUUGAGGACCCCAGCAGACAUCCUGUGAACCUUGAGCAAUCCUUGGAAGUGCCCCCAGUUUCUAAGGUCAGAGUGCACAUUCAAGGGGACCAGGGUAGGAAUCAGGAAGCCACCAUUUGCAGCAGGGUGACACAAGAGGGUGCUGACCCUGCGGUGCCUGGGACCUUUUCCACUCAGAUUGUGCGGGAAUCAGAGAUCCCGGUAUCUACAGUUCAGACCCCUUCUUAUGGGUUUUCCUUAUUGAAAGUGAAAAUCCCAGAACCCCUUGUGCAAGCUAGCAUGUGUGCAGUGGCUCAGGACCCCCGGGCCCAGGAGGGCUUGGAUGGAGCUCCCAUGCCACCCUGUGUAGAAGUAGACUCUGCUCCUGGGGAUGUCCAACCUGACGCUGGGGAACCAUUUGAGAUGAUCUCUGCCAGCGCUGUCCUGCCACAGCUGCCACUCACACCUGAGGUGCCUUCUGGCCCCCAGAUUGCAGACAGUACCUCUGAUGAGGAGCCAGCAGAAAUUCUUGAGUUUCCUGAGGACAACCAGGAGGUAAAUACUCCUGACCUGACUACGAAAGACAAGCCAGAAGGUAAAAAGUCCAGCCUGUUGUGGUCGUGGCUUCCGAGUAUUGGGUUCUCCUCUGUGGAAGAGCCAGGUGCUGAUUCCAGAGACACUGCCCCCAAAUCGGAUCCCAUCCACACUCAGCCUGAAGCUCGGCUGGACCCCGAGCUGCCCAGGAAACAGGAGAAGGCAGGCUGGUUCCGGUUUCCCAAGUUAGGAUUCUCCUCUUCUCUUACCAAGAGGAACAGGAGUACCACAGAGGAAGGCCAGGCAGGACACAAGAUCCAGGAAGAAACUGUCACCUUUUUUGAUGCCCGAGAAAGCUUCUCUCCUGAGGAGGAGGAGGAGGAGGAGGAGGAGGAGGAAGGUGAGCCAGGGUCAGACUCCAGGGCGAUGGUGACAUCCUCCGCGAGAACAGAACUAAUACUGUUGGAGCAGGACAGAAACACCAGUGACAAAACUGCACCCAGGUCUGUGGCCAAAUGAAGGCCAGAGGUGAGAGUCAGCAGAAGAGACACACAAGCAGUCGGGGGCUGGCCACCAUGCGAGCACUCUACUCUGCAAGGCAUGAUACCCGCCUCGAUCCACAGAACUGAGACCAAAGCAGAGAUGAGCAGCAUCUCCGUGUCCCAUCACACAGCCCUUG